Messenger RNA from Bactrocera oleae (olive fruit fly), 499 nucleotides. The record is from RefSeq and is a predicted model, not a curated record. Lineage: Eukaryota; Metazoa; Arthropoda; Insecta; Diptera; Tephritidae.
CGCACAUGCUAGCCGUACAUGGAUUAUUGGAAGCUGCAAAUGGUGGGCAGAAUUCGUGUAUAAAAGCUUAUAUCAUCGGCUUUGAUUAAACAGUCUCAUUUGUACCGCAAUAUUAAACUUAAGUCUACGCAGCACGUUCCGCUUAAACAAUUUGGAAAACAUGUUCAAAUACUUUGCUUUGUGUUGUUUCGCGCUUUUCGCUCUGGCGGCCGCCAAACCCAGUGUUAUCGCUCCAGUGGUCAGCUACUCGACGUCACUGAUUGGCACUCCGUUCGCUGCCACCUACACUUCGCCCUACGCCGCCUACGCUCCUUAUGCCGCUGCUUAUGCUCCAUACUCGGCCUACUCGCCUUACUACACUGCAUACUCCACUUACCCCUACGGUUCGAUAUUGCUCAGGAAGUGAGCUAGUUAAUAGAAACGAUCAAUUGAAUUGUCUUCAGUAUUAUUUCACCUUAUUUUAAGAUUCACGAAAUAAAAAUCGAGUUCUGUUUUGAAA